AUGGGCAAAAAUAACAAGAAUAGAAAAUCUCAAACACCGCAACCACAACAACCUUCUGGACAACAUCAGCAAACUCCAACCGGAAAGUCUACUUAUCGUAAAUAUCAUCGUCGUCAUACUUUAUUAAACCACCACUCGCCUUAUAUUCAAAGACAGCUAUCCGGUCAAACUUUUCCAGGUACACCAUCUUUUAUUCCAUCAGACCAACAAAUUAUGAGACGGACACCACAAGAUUCAGCUUUUGUAGAUAAACCAUCUUUUACUCCGACAAACCAACAAAUUAUGAGACGGACACAACAAUCAAGCCCUCAUUUCUCUUCACCUUUCUUCCUUUACAAUUACGAGUCUAAAUCUAAAAAUUUACAAAUAACUAACACGAUUCCUUUUGAACAACAAACAUCAAUUCUCUCUGAAACCAAAACAGAUAAAGCGAUCCUUGUCGAAAAAAAGACAAUUAAUCCAAUCAUUAUUGGUGCAAAUCCUAAAGAAAAUAAUAACCGUAAAGAAGAGAAAGUUCUAGCUCUAUCUUCACAUAUACGAUGGGGAAUGGCUAAUGAAAAAGUUCAACGAAUCGAAGGAAAGUUAACCGAAUUGGAAACUUCUAAUAGUGUCGAUCGAUUGAAUACUGAAGUAACAGCUUUCACUUCGGGACAACUUGGACUAUUAUCAUAUGAUGAUUCUGCAGUUGAGAAUGACGAGAUACAAGAGUCUGAUACUUCAACUGAAGAUGGUGAAAUCAAAGAAUACAAAAAAAGCUUCGAGCAUAAUUAUAGAAAGGAGAGAAAGGUUGCAUUUGCAAGCAUCCACGACAAUGAUGGAAAAACAAAGGAAGAUGAAAUAAAGAUUGAGAGUGGAAUAUCAUCAAUCGAAAAACAAGAAACUAAUGUAACACAAUCUCAGAUUGAAAGUCAAUUUAAAAAUUUAAAAUUAAGCGAAAAUGAUUCAUCAACUGAGGAAAAGAAUAAAAAACUUUUCGAAGAGGAUAAAACUCCAACUAAAAGUCAAGAUGAGUUGAUUCAAGUUGAAGAAAGCAUCGAGUUAAUAAGCGAUAGCUCAGUUUCAACCAUCAAAAGUGACGAUAGAGGUAAAAAUUCUCAGGAUUGCUCCUUUUCAGUCUCCGAUCAAAAGGUUGUACUAGAGGCUAUCUUACAAGAGUCUGAAAAAGAUUGCGAAAAAACACUAGAAAAUAAAAUACCACCAUCUACUCCAAUGCACGAUACCCUAUCAUUUUUUAGCAAAUCUCCAACUGAAUAUUACGAUGAAGUCAGUUUUCAAACUCCAAAAAUAAAGACAAGUCAAAGCCAGUUUUUGAACAUUGGGGCUGAAGAAGAAUCACGAAGAAUUUCGUCUGGAUUACAGAUUCCUUCGGUUUCUGCAACAAACUCUGCUAAAUCCUUCGAUAUGGAUGAUCAAAGACGGAAUCUUGCUCCUAGUAACGAAAUGGAUGGUCCAGUUCAUACGCCUCAAAGUCCUUCAACAUCAAGUUUAACUCAGAAUCCUAGCUUUGUUCAUACAUCUAAUGAGACUCAAAAUUCUAUCGCAGUUCAAACUCCCAAUUUGAUUCAGAAUCCUGGUUUAAUUCAAAUUCCUUCAACACCGAGUUUAAUCCAGGAUCCUAGUUCGAUUCAUACGCCUAAUUUAAUUCAAAAUCCUAGCUCGACUCAUACGCCUGAUUUAAUUCAAAAUUCUCCAACAUCGAAUUUAACUCAAAGUCUCAGUUCUGUACAAACACCCAGUGCAGUUCAAAAUCCAGAGACACCAAUGAAAAUUCCGACUGUAGUAAUUCAAAAUCACGAGAUCCUUACAACAACACCUAGCUUAAUCCGAAAUGCUAGGACUCUAAUGAAAAUUCAAAAUCCUGAAACUCCAAUGAAUACACCCAUUACGCCCCGCUAUAACUUGAGAACAAGGACAUCAAAUUCCGCAAAUGUUUCUAUGAAAAUGAGAACUCCCUCAUUGCAUACCAUUGAAGAGAAGAUCCCAAACACACCUUUCAAGAGUACUCAGAUCACAGAAUCAUUCGUCUCAACGACUAUCGAUGACUUUGCAUCUACUUCAAGCAAUAAUAACAACAUACAAACGCCAAUAAGUAAAAAUGAAUUUAGUACAUCUUCAACAGUAAGAUACCCUACUACACCUUCUCGUACUCCGAAACCUUGGCCACUAGAGAUCGAGGUUCUUCGAGAAAGAUUAGGUUUUGAAUUUCGACGACGUAACAUAACGCAAAAAGAACUCGUCAAUGAAAUUUUUGCCAUAGUUAAAACGUUGCCGGGCUCAGAUGGUAUCACCUUCUCACAGUCAUCGUGCUCUAAUUUCUUGAGAGGUAUUUCUAAGCCGAGGUCAACCAUUGUGUUUGAUGCUAUGAGAAAAUGGAUUGAUUCUCAGAUGGGGAAUUAA
Messenger RNA from Ambispora leptoticha, 2397 nucleotides. Lineage: Eukaryota; Fungi; Glomeromycota; Glomeromycetes; Archaeosporales; Ambisporaceae. The record is from the annotation of a GenBank genome assembly.